Molecule: messenger RNA, 2598 nt
Organism: Arachis stenosperma
Lineage: Eukaryota; Viridiplantae; Streptophyta; Magnoliopsida; Fabales; Fabaceae
Product: receptor-like kinase TMK2
Exons: 3
Coding region: 1-2598 (865 amino acids)
Biological process (GO): protein phosphorylation
Molecular function (GO): protein kinase activity; protein binding; ATP binding
Source: RefSeq, a predicted model, not a curated record
AUGGCAUACCUGAAAUCAAGAUACAAAAAUGACAUUAUUAGUCUGUGCAUGCUUCUGCUGUGCUUGGGUUGUGUGGAGUCCAAGGAUGGUGAUGGUGAAGCUGCAUACAUGUUGAAGCUUAUGAAUGCACUCAAACCCCCUGGCUGGUCCAACACCACCCACAUGUGCCAGUGGACCGGCGUGACUUGCAACGAUCAAAGUGGAAGGAUUGAAGUGAUCUAUCUCGGUUCAAUGUCGCUGACCGGAACAGUUCCUACAGGCCUCAACGACUCCCUCUCCCACCUCACAUCCCUCUAUCUCUUCAACAAUAAUCUGAGUGGGCCUGUUCCCUCUCUCGCCAACCUCUCCUUCCUCCAAGACAUAUACCUCGGCUUCAACAACUUCACCUCCAUCCCUCAUGGUUGCUUCCAUGGUCUAACUAGUUUGCAGUUCUUAAGCUUGAGAAACAAUACCAACCUCCCACCAUGGAACUUUCCUACCGAUUUGACUGCUCACUCCUCCCAACUCCACCUCAAUCUUACUGCUACAAAUGUCAUGGGCUCUCUACCAGAAAUAUUUCACUCCUUGCCAAGUUUGGAGACUGUUCUUCUUUCCAACAACAACCUCAGCGGUGUCUUGCCAGAGUCUUUCGGAGGGACCAAGAUUGCCACCUUGCAUCUCAAUAACCAGAAGGGUAACGGGUUUUCGGGUCCCAUUGAUGUCCUUUCAAACAUGCUCGACUUAUUUCAAGUCUGGCUUCAAGGGAACUCGUUUACAGGACCUAUUCCUGACAUGUCUCGUUGCACUGCUUUACAAGAUUUACAACUUGGUCACAAUCAAUUAACAGGUGUGGUUCCAGAUUCGCUCAUCGCUCUUCAAAAAUUGGGAUAUCUUUAUUUGGGCUAUAACUUUUUGCAAGGUCCUCUACCAAAUCUUACCUUGAGUGGUUUUGAUAGUAUGGAGAAUCUUGGUGCUAACACCACAAAUGGCUUCUGUCACAAAGAUCCUGGACCUUGUGAUCACAAAGUGACCAUUUUGCUUCAAAUUGCUGCGGAAUUUAAGUAUCCAAUUUUGUUGGCACGUACAUGGAAAGGAAAUAAUGCCUGUAAAGGUUGGCGUUUCAUUACUUGUGAUGACAAAAAUAAAAUCAGAAUGGUGAAUUUAUCAAAUCUGAAGUUGACGGGCACAAUCUCACCUGCAUUCGCCAAUUUAACUGAUUUGCGGGAAUUGUAUUUGGAUGGGAAUAAUUUGACGGGUGAAAUACCUGAGGGAUUGACAACAUUGCCUGAACUUGAAGUUGUGAAUGUCUCUAACAACCACCUUGCUGGAAAUAUUCCCAAAUUCUCACCAAAGGUCAACUUUGUUGCCACAGACAAUGAUUUUCCUAAUGCUUCCAACAAUAGAAUCUCAACUCCUUUGAUUACAGUUAUAUCGAUAGCUAGUGCUGGAGUUAUUAUAAUAAUCCUUGUUCUGGUUAUUUACAACAACAAGAGGUGUCUUGAUUUAAUCUAUGGGGUUAUCUUCAAGACAACAUACAAUGAUCACCACGUCGAGGAUUUUAUAAAAGGUUAUGAAUUUUUGGCACCAAAGCGAUGUAGUUAUUCCGAAGUGAAAAGAAUGACAAAUUCAUUUCGUGAUAAACUUGGACAAGGUGGAUAUGGCACUGUAUACAAAGCAAGUUUAACUAAUGGUCGUCAAGUUGCAGUGAAAAUAUUAACUGAGUCUAAGGGAAGUGGAGAAGAAUUCAUAAAUGAAGUUGCUAGUAUUAGUAGGACAUCUCAUGUGAAUAUUGUCUCACUUUUAGGAUUUUGUUAUGAUCAAGGCAAAAGAGCACUUAUUUAUGAAUUCAUGUCUAAUGGUUCUCUAGAUAGAUACAUCCACAAAGCAGAAUCUUCUAAGGCUUUUUGUAGUUUGGAUUGGAGUAUUUUGCAUAAAAUUGCAAUUGGUAUUGCUCAAGGGUUAGAAUACUUGCAUCAAGGAUGUACAACAAAAAUUUUGCAUCUUGAUAUAAAACCUGAAAAUAUUCUUCUAGAUGAACAUUUCUGUCCAAAAAUAUCAGAUUUUGGACUAGCUCGAAUCUGUCAAAAGAAAGAGAGUAAUGUAUCUAUUUUAGGCACAAGAGGAACUCCAGGUUACAUUGCACCAGAAAUCUUUAGUCGCGCAUAUGGGAGAAUUUCUGAUAAAUCUGAUGUAUAUAGUUAUGGUAUGUUGAUUCUUGAGAUGUUUGGAAAAAGAAACAACUUCAACAGUAAAGAAUCACAUCGCAGUGAAAUGUAUUUUCCUGAUUGGAUAUAUGAGGAUCUUGACCAAGGUAAUAUUCUUGGUAGCCAUUCCAAUAUCUCAGAUGAAGAUAAUGAUAUGAUAAAGAAGAUUAUAUUAGUUAGUUUGUGGUGUAUUCAACCAAAUCCAUCACAAAGACCAUCAAUGAGUAAAGUUGUGGAAAUGUUACAUGGAGAACUUGAGUCCGUGCCAUUUCCUCCAAAGCCUGGGUUGUAUUGUCCUGAAAGGUCUUUGAUAAAAACUUUAGAUAUAUCUGCCGGUAGUAAACAUGAGACAAUUUCAAUAACUACAGAGGAGAGUAGUUUUACACAUGAGAUCAAUAAAAAUGUCUCAUGUUAA